GCCGCGCCUGUGCGGGCCCUCGGGGCUGCGGGAGCCGGGCUAGGACGCCGAGCGGUGACUCCCGGCCGUUCCCGGGGGCCGUGACGGAGAUGCCUACCUGAAAGAGUGACGGCACCUGGACCACAUGCUUCACUGCUGAACGAUCCUCAGGUACCCUGGCUCUGGACAUUGCUAUGGGAGAUUGGAUGACUGUUACAGAUCCAGCUCUGUGCUCAGAAAGCAAAAAUAUCUCUCAGUAUACCUCAGAAACAAAGAUGUCUCCAUCAAGUUUAUACUCACAGCAAGUGCUAUGUUCUUCAAUACCUUUAUCAAAAAAUGUGCACAGUUUUUUCAGUGCCUUCUGCACAGAAGAGAAUAUUGAACAGAGUAUUUCAUAUCUUGAUCAGGAAUUGACGACUUUUGGUUUUCCUUCAUUAUAUGAAGAACCCAAAGGCAAAGAGACAAAGAGAGAAUUAAAUAUAGUUGCUGUUUUAAAUUGCAUGAAUGAGCUGCUUGUGCUUCAGCGGAAGAAUCUUCUAGCUCAGGAGAAUGUGGAGACACAGAACCUGAAAUUGGGUAGUGACAUGGACCAUCUGCAGAACUGCUACACCAAACUGAAGGAACAGCUGGAAGCCUCCAGGAGAGAAAUGAUUGGGCUUCAGGAAAGAGACAGACAGUUACAAUGCAAGAACAGAAAUUUGCAUCAGCUGCUGAAAAAUGAGAAAGAUGAGGUACAAAAAUUACAGAAUAUCAUUGCAAGUCGAGCUACUCAGUAUAAUCAUGAUAUGAAAAGAAAAGAACGUGAAUAUAAUAAAUUAAAGGAACGUCUACAUCAACUUGUUAUGAACAAGAAGGAUAAAAAAAUAGCCAUGGACGUUUUAAAUUAUGUGGGGAGAGCUGAUGGAAGAAGAGCCUCGUGGAGGACUGGUAAAACCGAAGCCAGGAAUGAAGAUGAAAUGUAUAAGAUUCUCUUGAAUGAUUAUGAAUAUCGUCAAAAACAAAUCCUAAUGGAAAAUGCUGAACUUAAGAAGGUUCUUCAACAAAUGAAAAAGGAAAUGAUUUCUCUCCUUUCUCCCCAAAAGAAGAAACCCAGGGAACGAGCGGAGGAUAGUACAGGAACUGUUAUCUCUGACGUGGAAGAUGAUGCCGGGGAACUAAGCAGAGAGAGCGUGUGGGACCUUUCCUGUGAAACCGUGAGAGAGCAGCUGACCAACAGCAUCAGGAAACAGUGGAGGAUUCUGAAAAGUCACGUAGAAAAGCUCGACAACCAAGUUUCUAAGGUACAUGUAGAAGGUUUUAAUGACGAAGAUGUCAUCUCACGACAAGACCAUGAACAAGAAACUGAAAAACUCGAGUUAGAAAUUCAACAAUGUAAAGAAAUGAUUAAAACCCAGCAGCAACUUUUACAGCAGCAGCUCGCUACUGCAUGCGAUGAUGAUACCACUUCACUAUUACGUGACUGUUAUCUGUUGGAAGAAAAAGAACGCCUCAAGGAAGAGUGGUCCCUUUUCAAAGAGCAAAAAAAGAAUUUUGAGCGAGAAAGACGAAGCUUUACAGAAGCUGCUAUUCGCCUAGGAUUGGAGAGAAAGGCGUUCGAAGAAGAAAGAGCCAGUUGGUUAAAGCAGCAGUUCUUAACUAUGACUACCUUUGACCACCAGAACUCAGAAAAUGUGAAACUUUUCAGUGCCUUCUCAGGAAGUUCGGAUCGAGACAAUCUUAUAAUGCACUCGAGGCCGCGGCAAAAGAAGCCUCACGGUGUGUCUAAUGGGUCUCCGGUCUGCACGUCUAAGCUGACUCAGUCUCUUCCUGCUUCACCUUCCAAUUCAGACUUCUGCCAGCCACGUUCCUGUGUGUCUGAGCACAGUUCAAUCAAUGUACUGAAUAUAACUCCUGAAGAAACAAAACCAAAUCAGGUGGGAAGAGAAUGUACAAAUCAGAAGUGGAGCGUGGUUUCCAGACCCGGAUCACAGGAAGGUUGCUAUACCGGCUGCUUCUCGCCCUAUACAAAUUCUCACGUAGAGAAAGAUGGCUUACCUUAGACUUGUCGGCUGGAAUGUCUUCAUUAACCUGUUCAUCAAACUUCACAUCUGAGUUGAAACAGGGUACAGGGUAUAUCAUAAAGUUGGUCAUCUUUAAUAAUUUCAGAUGGUCUGAGUUGUCUGUCUGGACUCCCCUGUCGUCCCCCAAAGAGCUGAAAUGUUAAAUCUAUUUAAAUGGAUCUAAAAGCUUUGGAGAUGUAUUUUUAGUAACAGAAGCAUCUGGUUCUGUGAAUAAAGGAAUGUAAGAUGUUUGGGUGGAAACAAAAGCACUAGAAUGAGUUUCCUCUUAUAGGUAUUAAAAAUAGCACUUUUAGGAAACUGAUUAUUGUAAAUGUUUAAUUUUUGUCUUAAACAUAGUUGGAAUUGGAAGUUUAGCCUUUAACUUGAAUGUAUACUGUAGAUUUUUAACAAAACAAGUUCUAUAUUUAUUAUGUUUAGUGUGAUUUGAAAUUACCUCUUUCAUAUGUUUUAAAUAAAGUGAAAUUUAUGUAUGUUUUGUACAUAGAUAUACAUGAUUAUGUUAAAAGGCUUUAAGAGUUAAAAGUUUCACACAACCAUACGUAUAGCAUUUCAUGCCAAUAAAAAUUUUUUGGUGAUAUUCUGUUUACAGAUUUUUAGGUCCAUUGCCACAUUACAUUUAAGAUUUUUUUAAUCCAUCUGGGCAAUAAAUAUUCAAAGCUGUACCAUGAAGCAGAGUUCUUUAGAUAAUCAGCAUUACUAAUGUUACAUUUUUGAGAUUUUUACAGCAUUAGAUUUUUAUUUUAUAUAUGUAGAAUAUUAUAAUUUUUAAAAAGAUUAUAGAGUAUAGGGGCAGGACAAAAAUAUCUUUGAAUAAAACAAUCUAAGAAUAUUGGUUUAAGGUAUUUGGAUGAUAGAAGAUAGUUAAGAUAUCUAGAUGGUGGUAUUUUUCUUACGAGAUGGAUCCCAAUACAGUAAUAUCUGUACCAGUGAGGGCUUUGUAUCAUUGCCAGUAAUUUUUAAAUAAUUUUUUCCAAUGAGAUAUUUACCACUGAUAAUUAAAAACAAUGACAAUGUAAAAGUAUUGGAUUGUGUAAUCCAUGUUCUCUGGACAAUCUAGAGUCAUUCUGUUUUUGGAACAGUCUGAGGCUGUUUCCUGUCUGUAAUGUUCCUGAGUGCAUGUUUCUUCAUGAAAAGUAUCGUACUACUGGUAGUCAUAUUACUGUAGGGCCGGGAUUCUCAUCAGAAAGCUUUAAGUGCCUAACCCUGCUUGUCUCUGUACAUAGACGCUGACGCAGAUCCAGUCCAUGGUGGUCCGGUUCCUGUAGUUUAGGCCUAGCUGCCUUCCCGUUUUCGGCACGUACACUCAGAAACCCUGUUUGUGGCUGUCCCAUUGAAAUGUGUCCUAUUACCCACAAAAAGCCUGUCUGUGUCAUCUGUUCACUCUGUGUGACUCUGGAGUUGGGUAGUGGCAACCAUUUCUUCAGGGCUGGUAGGCUGUCAUUAAGAGUAUCUUCUGAGACGUUAAUGAAGACACUUGUAACAUAGUAACCGUAUUUCAGCUCAGAGCUGCUGCCUCUUAAACAUUGGUGGCUCACUGCCUUCAGCUUGAUGCAUGCUCACUUCUCUGUAGAAUAGUACACGUUACAGAUUUUCAGAGAUACUGCCAUUUUCCAAAGGAAGAGACUUAGCUGGGCUGUAACUGUUGUGCUGCUGUGUAGCAAUCCCAUGGUCAAAGAAAGGUGCAAUUAAAAAGUAGUCAGGAAUCCAGCAUGUGCCCCUGUGCCCCCCGCGCACGCCUAGAGAUUUCCAUGAUGUGCUCUGCCAGAAACAAAUACUCUGGUUUUCAGUGUAAAUCUCUCAAGGAGACACUGUUCUGUGAUAGUGAUUCCUAAAAAGCUGUGUUGUACGUUUCCGUUUUAAAGAGGACUUUAUUAUUUGGAAAGAAGGAUUCCUUGUGAAAGAAACAGUAAAAUGGAACUCAGGUACAUUUGCUCUUUGCGAAGAUUCCCUGCCAGAAAUGACCUGUGUUACCUGAUAGCAUCACCCCUGUGUCGUGCAUUCCAGCUCCUCAGUGCUCCCCCGUCACCCUACCUUCCCAGGGUGUGGUCAUGGCUUUCAUGUUGGAAAACUCCUGACGCCAUACGUGAAACCGCUAGCAUUUUGUUUUGCUCUUCCCUUUCUGGGUGUGUGCUGUGUACCAGAGCCAUGCUGCAGGCUUCCAUUCAGCCGUGAGUAAAUAAUGGCACCACAGUGGACCUAGCUUGGAAGUCCUCAUCAUUCUAAAUAAGCACGUUCUUAUUUAUCAGCAUGUAAAUUAAAAUAUUUUGGACCUCAUUUGUUUUUCAUGACAUAUCCACUUUGAAUUUUCAAAGCAUAAAAGUGGUUAAGAAACAUUUGAGAUAAGCAUCUUAUUCUUAAAUGCUUGUGUUUGCCACUUAGGAUGAUGAGAAACUUAGAAGAAUUCAAUGAUACCAGAAAGCUGGGACUAAAAUUUCACUUAAUGGGUAUUUUCUUAUGGAAGCAGUGUAUUAAAUGAUGAGUUCUCACAGGAUGAUCCAUAGCAAAUUGUUUGCCGUGUGAUAUAAUGGAAAUAACACUGUUCUUUGGAAGGAAUUGUAUAUUUCCUACUUUAGCAGACUAGAAUUAUUCUUUUUUUUUUUUUUUUUUUUUUGACAGGCAGAGUGGAUAGUGGGAGACAUAGAGAGAAAGGUCUUCCUUUUUGCCGUUGGUUCACCCUCCAAUGGCUGCCACAGCCGGCGUGCUGCAGCCGGCGCAUCACACUGAUCCGAAGCCAGGAGCCAGGUGCUUCUCCUGGUCUCCCAUGCAGGUGCAGGGCCCAAGCACUUAGGCCAUCCUCCCCUGCACUCCCGGGCCACAGCAGAGAGCUGGACUGGAAGAGGAGCAACCGGGACAGAAUCCGGUGCCCCAACCGGGACUAGAACCCGGUGUACCGGCCCCGCAGGCGGAGGAUUAGCCUAUUAAGCCACGGCGCCAGCCUAGAAUUAUUCUUAAGCUUGUUAAUAACAUAGUUUUUUUGUUUUUGUUUUUUGAGCAAACACAUUCCAGGUGGAUAAGCAGAAGAACACCCUGGAAUCCAGUCUCGACCUCCCUCGGUGGAGCUGGAAGCUGCCGGGCCCCCAGGAUGGUGGUGACAGGCAGCACCCUCUGCAGACCCUUCCCUAAGUGCCCUGUUGUAAAAAUCGUCCAAGUGUGUUGCUGGGUGUGAACCAUGCUCUGAGUUCUAGAUUGGGUUUAGAGUAAGUGUGGAUCAUGGAAGCCUAGUAAAUCCGCAUACUCUGCUGUUUGUCCUCUUUCCAGUCUUUGAGCAUUGAUGUAGCAUCUGACAGAUGGCAGGGCUUGCGGUGAUGAGGAUAAGAAGACAGCACACUGCCUGAUGUUGAGACUCUGAAAUAAGUGGAAAACCAGCUAUGUAACCCUGGCACAUUGCUGUAAUACUGAUUCACACAUUUGUUCUGUUCUUAAAACGUGGACUGGUGUUUCUGUUCUAGAGCCGCAUAACCAUUGUGGAACAGUAACAUGGCUGCAGUUAAAGUCUUGGCAUCAUUUGUGUGGAAGGUGUUAAAUGUGAUUAUGGUUUUGUUUUUGUGGGUUUUGUUUCUAUAAUACAAAUGUUUACCUGUAAAAUAGUAUAGGAUUUUCUCCCCACAUGAACAUGAAUUAUUAUCUAAUAGAAAAAGCAUUUGCAAAGAUUUGCGCACCAUGGAAGAUAAUGAACUAGGUUAUUCCAGUCCUUUUCCUUAAUACUGUGUUCCUUUUUCAGGCUGGAUGUAAAUUAAGAGUGGAGUGGAUUGUUGAUUAAAUUAAUAUAAAAGUUUUCA
Molecule: messenger RNA, 5818 nt
Organism: Lepus europaeus (European hare)
Lineage: Eukaryota; Metazoa; Chordata; Mammalia; Lagomorpha; Leporidae
Gene: SSX2IP
Product: SSX family member 2 interacting protein
Exons: 14
Coding region: 174-2018 (614 amino acids)
Source: RefSeq, a predicted model, not a curated record